This is a messenger RNA of Scutellospora calospora, 469 nucleotides long. The record is from the annotation of a GenBank genome assembly. NCBI's taxonomy places the organism in Eukaryota, Fungi, Glomeromycota, Glomeromycetes, Diversisporales, Gigasporaceae.
GAAAUGCCAUAGCUUCAUGUCUGUUCCAGGCCUUGGCGGUGAAGCUAUGAGUUGUUUGGCGAUUAACAACUGUUCGUGUCUGUUCCAGGCCUUGGCGGCGACAGUUGAUCCGAUGACUUUGCGGAAGUUAUUCAUGUCUGUUCCAGGCCUUGGCGGCCUUGGCGGUGAAGUUAUGAGUCAAAGGAUAUCCAAGUCAUCUCUUGGUAGUCGUCAGCCUCUUUUUCCCCUUUAUUGUAGUCAGUUAAUGUUUGCUUUAUCUCUCCGCAUUAUCCAUUCUUUAGAUACAGAGGAAAACCACGGAGAGAAAAUGUUUAAACAGGACAGUCAGACGAAUCUAAUUGUAACAACAUGUUACAUGUUACAACCUCGAAAACAAGAUCUUCUUCCAAAUACUUUAGUUUCAACUCAGUUUUGUUUUGCCGAAGGGCUACUUCUUUCUUCUUCUCUUGCACGGGUUUUGCUUUGCUGA